CCUCAACUGCUCCUUUCUUGCCUCCUAGACAUGACACAGUACUUGGUAAACAAGAGGAAAAUUUGCAAAGUAUCCUAAGCUUCAUCUUUAGCUCAGCUGUUUCUUCUGAGUGUCUCAGGGGAAAAAAAAUUUUCUUUUACUUAUAUCUCAACAGCUAAGGAAGCUCUCUUCAGUCCCACUUUGUUUCACAUUCUAACAACAUAAACAAAGCAAAAAUAACUUGUGUCUCUGAACCAAGUUUGCCUGCCUUUGCUAGUUGUGGAUGCAAGUUUCCCUUCAAACAGGAUCCUUCCUUCCCAAGUGCAUGCUCCAAGGAGCCUGCCCUCCCUGCUGUGGAUGGCUUUGUCUGUGGACUCGGCUUGGUACCGCUGGCAGCGACGGGGAGCUCACAGUCCCUCCCAGGCUCCAUCAGAAUCAACACCGCUGCUGUUUUCUGUCAGAGCCAAACCAAAACUCAGUCUAAACACAUGGAGGAUUGUGCUGCCUGACAACGAGAGACAGUGGAAAGGCUGGAAACAAGCUUCUACAUUUUAUUCUAGAAACAGGAUACAGACCACAAAGUACACAUGGUUCACUUUUUUGCCCCAAAAUCUUCUGAGGCAGUUUCACAGGCUGGGUAAUCUUUACUUUUUCUUUCUGGUGGUUCUGAACUGGUUCCCACAAGUGGAAGUCUUCCACAGGGAGAUUACGAUGCUGCCUCUGGUCAUGGUGCUGCUUGCCAGCAUGAUUAAGGAUGCUAUUGAAGACUACAGAAAAUACCAGUAUGACAAGACAAUAAACUUCACUAAAACCAGGGUAUAUGACAAGGAGGAACGUGCUUACGUGGAGAAGUGCUGGAAGGAUGUCAGAGUGGGGGACUUUGUGCAGCUGCAGUGUAACGAGAUCGUCCCAGCAGACAUCCUGCUGCUCUACUCCUCUGACCAGAACGGGAUCUGCCACCUGGAAACCGCCAACCUCGACGGGGAGACCAACCUCAAGCAGCGCCGCGUCGUGAUGGGCUUCAGCAGCCAGGAUACUGUGUUUGAACCAGAAUUUUUCCAAAACACCAUCAUCUGUGAAAUGCCAAACAAUGAUCUCAAUAAAUUCAAAGGUUAUAUGGAACAGCCAAACCAUGAACAGGUAGGUCUCAACAUUGAAAACCUCUUGCUUCGUGGAUGUACCAUCAGAAAUACUGAGGCUGCAGUAGGAAUCGUUAUCUAUGCAGGUCAUGAGACGAAGGCCAUGCUGAACAACAGCGGCCCUCGCUACAAGCGCAGCAGGAUAGAGCAGAGGAUGAACAUGGAUAUUUUCUUAUGUGUGGGACUCCUGUUUGUGAUGUGCCUUGUUGGAGCUGUAGGACAUUGCAUUUGGACUGGAAACUUUUGGGAGCAUCCACCUUAUGAUGUCCCAGACCUGAAUGGCAAUUUUGUGUCUCCAAUUCUUGCUGGUUUCUACAUGUUCCUGACAAUGAUAAUCCUCUUGCAGAUUUUAAUCCCCAUAUCUCUUUAUGUGUCAAUUGAGUUGGUCAAACUGGGCCAAGUCUUCUUAAUUCACAAUGACAUUGACCUGUAUGAUGAAGAAGCAGAUUUGCCCAUCCAGUGCCGUUCCCUCACUAUUACUGAAGACCUUGGACAGAUCCAGUACAUCUUCUCAGACAAAACUGGGACACUAACAGAAAACAAAAUGGUAUUCCGACGCUGUACUGUUGAUGGAAUUGAGUUUUCCCAUCAGGAAAAUGACAGGCGACUGAAAACACAGAGAGAGCUGGAUUUAGACAAUGAGGAUUUUGCAAAGCUUCAGCAUUUCACUCUUCCUCCCAUGAAUCUUGGGAGGCCAGCCACCUACAAGCAGAGCACCAUGAGGCCCUUGAGGAGGUGCCAGAGCGACCGGGCGCGUCCCCAGGGGCACAGCAGGAGCAGGUCGGUCGGGCGGCGCGACAGCAGCCAGUCCCAGGUGGCCUUCAGCAGCCCCAUCGAAAAGGACGUGACUCCCGACAGCAGGCUGCUGAGGCGAGUGCGAGAAGCUGCCCUCCAGACUGAAAGCUUCUCUCCUUUUAUCCAUAUGAAGACUUCCACAUCCUUUACUGACUUUUUCCUUGCUCUUGCCAUUUGCAAUACAGUUCUGGUCUCCACAGCUACUGAGCCAAGGCAAAGGGUCACAAUCCCACCACCAAUAAAACCUUCAGGAAUCACCCUGGAGAAGAUUCAUCAGAUAUUUCAAAGGCUAAAAUUAGCAAGCCUUAGUCAAUCUUUUUCAUCAUCUCAGUCUAGCUCACAACUUGGUGCCAGCUUCAGCGCAAAGAACACCGAGGAGCCUCUUGCUGUGCUGGAGGGCUGUGACAAUGAAAACGACGGCUCUGCCAGCAGUGGAGGCCAGGAGCUCCAGGACAAGGGCAGCACAGAGAUUGGUGCUCCUUCCUUGGAUGAAGUGUUUGGGUCUGCAACCAACACUUCUCUGCCAACAGAGUUUUGUUACGAGGCUGAGAGCCCAGACGAGGCAGCUCUGGUCUAUGCUGCCCAGGCCUACGGCUUCAUCCUGGUGUCCCGGACGCCCGAACAGGUCACAGUGCAGCUGCCACAGGGCACGCUGCUGACAUUUGACAUCCUCUACACCCUGGGGUUUGACUCAGUCAGGAAAAGGAUGUCUGUGGUGGUGAGACACCCUCUAACCCAGGAGAUUGUUGUCUACACAAAAGGUGCUGACUCUGUAAUAAUGGACCUGCUGGACAACUCCACCACAGGUGACAUUAGCUCAGAUAAGAGACAGAAAAGAAUAAAAGAAAGAACACAGAAGCAUCUGGACUACUAUGCCCAUGAUGGACUGAGAACCCUGUGCAUAGCUAAGAAGGUCUUGAAUGAAGAUGACUUUAAAAAAUGGGCCAAUUUUCGUCGGGAGGCAGAAGCUGCAAUUGACAACAGAGAGGAGCUGUUAAUAGAGACAGCACAGCAUCUGGAGACCAAACUCACCCUGCUGGGAGCAACAGGGAUUGAAGAUCGCCUGCAAGAUGGAGUACCUGACACUAUUGUGUCUCUCAGAGAAGCUGGGAUAAAAAUUUGGGUGUUGACAGGAGACAAACAGGAGACAGCAGUUAACAUUGCAUACUCCUGUAAGCUUCUGAACCAAAGGGAUACUGUCUUCACCAUUAACACUGAAAAUAAGGAAACUUGUGAAUCUCUCCUGAAUUUAACCCUGGAAGAGGUGAAGAAGAAUUACGAGUACGACAAACCACAGAGGAAACUUUUUGGCCUCAUGCCACCAUCUUUCUCAGUCCCUGAGGCCCCCGGCCCCGAGUUUGGGCUGGUGAUCGACGGGCGGACGCUGAACGUGAUCUUGCAGGGCGGGCUGGAGGAGAAGUUCCUGGCGCUGGCGCGGCACUGCCGCUGCGUGCUCUGCUGCCGCUCCACCCCUCUGCAGAAGAGCAUGGUGGCCAAGCUCGUCCGGAGGCAGCUCAAAGCCAUGACCCUCUCCAUAGGGGAUGGUGCAAAUGAUGUAAGUAUGAUUCAAGCAGCUGACGUUGGAAUUGGAAUAUCUGGCCAAGAAGGCAUGCAGGCUGUGAUGGCCAGUGACUUUGCAAUAUCCCGAUUUAAGCAUCUCAAAAAGCUCCUUCUUGUCCAUGGACAUUGGUGCUAUGCUCGUCUGGCAAAGAUGGUGAUUUACUUUUUCUACAAAAAUGUGUGCUACGUCAACCUGCUCUUCUGGUACCAGUUCUUCUGUGGCUUCUCAGGCAGCACCAUGGUAGAUUACUGGCAGAUGAUUUUUUUCAACCUCUUCUUCACCUCAGUGCCCCCUCUUCUCUUUGGAGCCCUUGACAAAGAUGUUUCUGCAGAAACGCUCCUACGUCUGCCCGAGCUGUACAAGAAUGGACAAAAUUCAGAGAUAUACAACUUGUCAGCUUUUAUUAUUACGAUGUUGGACGCCUUCUAUCAAAGCCUCAUUUGCUUCUUUGUCCCCUAUUUGACAUACAAAGACUCUGACAUAGAUGUGUUUUCCUUUGGAAACCCCAUCAACACCAUCUCCCUCCUGACCAUUCUCUUGCACCAGGCUCUAGAAAUGAACACAUGGACCGUGCUGCAGCUGGUGACAAUGAUCUGCAGUGUGGCUUUAUACCUCAUCUUCUCCAUCAUCUACAACGCUGCCUGCCUGCUCUGCAACCCCCCCACCAACCCCUACUGGAUUAUGGAGAGGCAGCUCAAAGACCCCAUCUUCUAUUUAUUGUGCCUCAUCACCCCUGUCAUCGCGCUCUUACCAAGGUUCUUUAUUUUUGCUCUACGAGGAACCCUUGGAGCAUCUCUUGUUCUGAAAGCACAGCAAGUAGAUAAACUUCCUAAGGAGCAACAGGAUCUUGAAAUCCAGAAACUAAGGUCAAGAAAAGAAAUUACUUCGAGUGCACCUCUGGCCGCACCUGCCUCUAAUGAGGACCUUGACCCAAGCAUCAGCCACUUAUGUGUGUCACCAUUUCUACAUCCAGCAGCAGCCCUGUCUCCCAGGGACACAGAAAAUCAGGGAGUUUCUGCCUCUCAUCCUCUCGGCAGAAGGACACAUGAGGAAGGCUAUUACUUCUUUAACAGGUGGGCAGAGGAAGAAUCUGCUGCUACUGAUUCUUCAGCAGGACCUUCCUCUGGCCAUUAUCCCCUUGUAGCCAGCAGGGAAACAGCUCCUGGGCAGGAUGGUGGCAAACUGACUAAAGAUUAUCUCAAAAACUUUAAUUGCGGAAGCCACCGGCGGUCAGUGAGUUCAGUGACACUCUGAAGAAACGUUCAGAAAUGGAACCCACAGCCCAUGUGGAGAAGGACUCAACAGGGAAAAUAAAAAUGUUUAUGCUUAGCCAUUAUUCUCACCAGAAAUGGAGAGAGAGGCAACUGGAGUGGUGCAAUAGCAACUCCAAUAUGCAGCUUUGGCUGAAUGCAUCAUUGUCUGGGUUUAUCAGUGCAUGAUUUUUUGAUCUUCCUGGUUUGGUCAUGUCACAGGAACAUUACAUGAGCAUCGUGCAGUUGCUGAGAAUUGCACAAUUACUUUCUUUUAACAGAUAUUUUUGUAUCAUAUUAAUAGGGAAUACUUGUGAAGUUUCAAUGUCGUUAUUAUUAUGCUAUUGAGUUAAUAGAAAGAGAAUCCAUUCUUUAUUAAACCAAGUCAAAGCAAUGCAUCCCACUCUAGAUUUUUACUAUCCAAGUCUUAAAAAGAGCUUAGUAACUUAAAAAUUAUAAUUCUGUGUGAAAAAUUACUACCUGCAGAUACUAAAGGUACUUGCAGAAUAAUAGCAAUGGAGAGGCAUUAGAGAGUGUUCCAGGUUUUAAUACAUGUACUUUACACAUACAACAAUAUCAGCUCUACAGCCUCUGUUCCCUGAAGAGUAAGAUUUUUAUGCAGAUAGCAGUUUGACCUGAUAUCGUUAAGAAAAGGACAAAUGAGCUUAUAAAGUUGAAGAAUACAAAUACUGAACUACGUGAACUGCCAAGACAACUCGGUGGUAAAAGGAGUCUACUUCUUCAUACCUACAAAAGUAGACAGAUAUAACAAGUCACAUUCAAGGAUUUAUGUCCUAGAAUUCUUAAAUUGUCCCUGAUUUUUCUUCUAGAAAUUCAGUUUCUCAUUUCAGUUCCCUAUAUUGUUAUGUGGUGCUGCUGCAUUCAAUCAAGUAUGAGUCAUGCUCCUCCCCACAGCUGGUCACAAUCAUUAGCUGAUGGAUCUCAAUAAUGGAGAUUUUGACAAGCCAUCUAUGAAGGUGCCUAAUCACACUGUAGUAAGUACAUGGUGUAAAUGGUCUACAUGGUGUAAAUGACCAAAAUAUGCAUAAUAUGUUAGCCCUUUUCUGGUAUCUCAGGGCAAAAAGAUGCAGAAGGAAACCAUAAGAUGUCACCAUCAUAACUACUUAUUGCAAUGCAAUGAAAGGUGACUGAUAUUUCUUAUAGAAAUGUUGACUAGUAAGACCAUUUCCCAAGGUUUUCUUCACAAUGUGGGAUAAAAUCUUACCUAGUUUAAAAUUCAAAGCACCUGUACUUUUGUGAAUCUACCACUGGUUCUGAUUUAAUAGGUUUUUAGCCUUUUUUAUACGUUCUGUGUUUAGCUAUUUACUACCUAUGACAACAUGUGAUCUUUCUAAUAACCUAUUUAGCAAAUGCUAAUUUAACUUCUGUAUGUUAUAAUAAUUACUGUAGCUAGAGUCUUCAAGUUCUUACUUUAAAACAACUCAACUAAAAUUGAGUAGCAUAUCUCCCAGUGGGAUUUCUGGUAGCCAGAGCAAGAUCAUAUGUUAAGAACUCCUUUUGUUACAGUAUUAAUUGUCAGCAAUUAAACAAUUCAGUAAGAGAUUUCUUUUUUUCUGCUUUAUGAGCAAAAUGAAGGAAAAUAGGUACAGAUGAGAUUAUUGUUAAUGGAGGGUGAGAUUGCUCAAAUGUUUGCUCACUAGCUGGAACAGAGCUGGGGCAGCAAGACUAAAGAACAAUCCUUUACCAUUCACAGCUUUUUUUUACAUUAAAUGGCCCAUUUCCUUUGAGCUUAAAGAUGUCACUUGCUUACACAUUGUACUACAAAAUGUGAAGUGUUUUAUAGAAAUAAGUGUGAUAAGGUCAUGCCUUGCUGUGUUGUUGAGAAAACAAAAACAGAGGUGAAGGAGUGCUUUUCCUACAGUCACCCCUGAGCAGCAAACUCCUGCUUGCAGAGGCUGCUCCUCUGCAGAGCAGGAACCCUUACCAGAAGAGCUAGAUGACAAAUGUAUCUGAAUGUGCACGGGGCUAGACAGGAUGUGUUUAACCAAAUCUGGAAGACUUCCUGAAUUGAAUGCCAGUUGUAUGCUUUCCUGAAUUGAAGGCCAAGAAUUAAUCUCAUGUUUUCUCAUCAGUCUCUGCAAAACGGUUCUACCAUGGAUUUUGCCCUGGCUUAGGCAGAAGGGCAUACAGAAAUAGCAUAGAGGGGAGGGAAAACAGGAUUGAUUAGGAACUCCAGCAAAAUAACCCCCUAAAAGCUAUUUAGUGAUGCAUUUCCUGCUGUGUCUGGAAAUAAAAGAAGUGGAAGAGUCCUUUUCUAAGUAUUUUCUAGGCUGCAACCAAAAAUAGUUAUGUUGGUUAAAAGAAAUAAAUAAAUAAUCAACUUUGCAUGGAUGCAAUUUUGUAUGCCUUAAAUAAUUCUGUAGCUAAACACACAAACUGAUAAUUUUAUUGUGUAGAAGAUUGCCACAAAUGGUCCAAUGGAUGAAUUUACCCGGAGUUUGCAACAUAGAGGAAAACCACCCCUUCAUUUUCCUUGAUCCUUGAGGAGAGAGAAAGCUGAAAUAAACAGAAAAGAAAGGCAGCACCAUGCAAGGCUUGACCUCUGCAGUGCAGCUGGCUCCAGAGCUUUCUAUAUCUCCCCUCCAGUGCUGCCAGCCAUCCUCUGAAGCAGAUGCUGCCUCAGUUUGGACCCAUAUUAACUGCUAAACAGUGUGAUCUUCCUUCUGCUCCUGGCUAUGCACUUACCAUGAACUAGCUCUUGUUAAAAAAAAAUGUUGAACAGGCACUUACUUCCCUUUGAUCAUGAGGUAAAUUAGCUGAGACUAUCCAUCCUUUGGGGAUGUAAGAUCAAGAGAAAAAACUUUCUUUUCCAGUGAAAACAAGCCUACAGCAAGACAGAUACUCUCCUAAGGAAUUUCUUUGGAAGAAGGGAAGUGUAUUUACUAAAUGGGUUAUUUAGACCUAACUGGAUUUCCAAGGUAGCUUUAUUUAUUUAUUUCAAGACAUAUUUAAUAAUACUGUCAAGGUCCAUGUUCCAUUAAUUCUAAUGUGAAUGCUCCAUAACAGAACAGGUGUCUCAUUUUUAAUGUAACCUCUGGUGAUACUCAAUAUUUCAUAUGCUUGGAUAA
Molecule: messenger RNA, 7813 nt
Organism: Passer montanus (Eurasian tree sparrow)
Lineage: Eukaryota; Metazoa; Chordata; Aves; Passeriformes; Passeridae
Gene: ATP10B
Product: ATPase phospholipid transporting 10B (putative)
Exons: 23
Coding region: 337-4728 (1463 amino acids)
Biological process (GO): phospholipid translocation
Cellular component (GO): plasma membrane
Molecular function (GO): magnesium ion binding; ATP hydrolysis activity; ATPase-coupled intramembrane lipid carrier activity
Source: RefSeq, a predicted model, not a curated record